AUGGCGGACGUUAAGGAUCCUCUUCUGCCCCAGGCGAAAGCCAUUACUACCACUACCACUACCACUACUAAGAGUACUGCCAUGCAGGAUGCAAACAUGGCAACACAAUACGAGAAGAUGGCGCGGCAAUCACGACAGCACAAGUUCCAAAUCGCGGCGUUUGUCUUUCUGCUCAGCUUGUUUUGGAUGGCGCGGUCGUGGAAUAGCGAGCAUGAGCAUCUGGAGGUGGAUACAAAGGUCCCACUGGAAAUCCACAUCAUGUCAAAGUGUCCGGAUGCGCGGGACUGUAUGCAGAAGCUAAUUGUGCCGACCAUGGAGGAAGUGGCGGAUAAAGUAAACUUCACCAUGAGCUUUAUCGGAACCCCCUCCCCCACCGACGACGACGUCCAAUGCCUCCACGGCCCCAGCGAAUGCCUAGGAAACAUCCUAAUGCUCUGCGCCGCAACCACCUACCCCGACCCCAAACUCCACCUCGGCUUCUCCAACUGCCUACUCGCCGACUACGCCGAAAUCCCCGCGCGCAGCCUGGCCGAAGACUGCGCGCUCGAACACGGCCUCGACUUUGACACGCUCAACGAGUGCAUGAGCAGGGAUAGCGGCGGCUACGGCAUGGGCUUGCUCAGGGAUAGCGUGCUGCGGAGUCAAGAGGUCAAGGCGCGGACGAGUUGUACCGUGCGCUUGGCGGGCAAGGUGAGGUGUGUGUUUGAUGGGGGCGAGUGGAGGGAUUGUGAGGGUGGGGAGAGGCCUGGGGAUUUGAUUGCGGAUAUCAAGAGGUUGUAUGAUGAGGCGAGGGGGUGGACGUAUUGA
Plenodomus lingam JN3 is the source of this 807-nucleotide messenger RNA. RefSeq lists its product as uncharacterized. The record is from RefSeq and is a predicted model, not a curated record. Lineage: Eukaryota; Fungi; Ascomycota; Dothideomycetes; Pleosporales; Leptosphaeriaceae. Gene Ontology annotation, molecular function: oxidoreductase activity, acting on a sulfur group of donors, disulfide as acceptor.